Messenger RNA from Anolis carolinensis (green anole), 1048 nucleotides. RefSeq names its product RNA transcription, translation and transport factor (gene rtraf). Gene Ontology annotation, biological process: tRNA splicing, via endonucleolytic cleavage and ligation. The coding region runs from base 129 to 866 and encodes 245 amino acids. The record is from RefSeq and is a predicted model, not a curated record. NCBI's taxonomy places the organism in Eukaryota, Metazoa, Chordata, Lepidosauria, Squamata, Anolidae. The transcript is spliced from 8 exons. Gene Ontology annotation, molecular function: RNA binding. Gene Ontology annotation, cellular component: tRNA-splicing ligase complex.
CCGCCUUCCAGGCUGCGUUGCGCGUGCGUGUCUUGCCCCGCGCCGUCUCUUUCGUGGCUGAGGCGCGGCGGCGGCGUCGAUCAGGCCGAGCGGAGCGCCCUGCGGAGUACGGCCCCGCCACCGCCGUCAUGUUCCGACGGAAGCUGUCGGCGCUGGACUACCACAAUCCGGCUGGGUUUAACUGUCGAGAUGAAACAGAAUUCCGGAAUUUUAUUGUGUGGCUUGAAGAUCAGAAAAUCCGACACUACAAAAUCGAAGACAGAGGGAAUUUAAGAAACAUUCACAAUGCCACAGAAUGGACAAAAUCUUUUGAAAAGUACCUUAAAGAUGUGAAUUGUCCCUUUACUGUACAAGAACGGCAGGAAACCAUUGAUUGGCUUCUGGGAUUAGCGGUCCGGCUUGAGUAUGGAGACAAUGCUGACAAAUAUAAGGACUCCACGCCUGAAGGGAAUAAAAAUGCAGACAAUGCAGCCAAGAAUGCAGAACCUCUGAUAAACCUGGAUGUGAACAACCCUGACUUUAAAGCAGGCGUCAUGGCUCUGGCGAACCUCCUUCAGAUCCAGCGUCAUGAUGACUAUUUGGUGAUGCUCAAGGCAAUUCGUAUUUUGGUUCAAGAGCGCCUGAGUCAGGAUGCUGUUGCAAAGGCAAAUCAGUCCAAAGAGGGCUUGCCGGUCUCUUUAGACAAGCACAUUCUUGGCUUUGACACAGGAGACGCUGUCCUCAACGAAGCUGCUCAGAUCCUUCGCCUGCUGCAUAUAGAGGAGCUCCGCGAGCUGCAGACGAAGAUCAACGAGGCCAUUGUGGCAGUUCAGGCCAUUAUUGCCGACCCAAAAACUGAUCACAGACUGGGCAAAGUUGGCAGAUGAAGGAGGAAAGGCGCAUUCCGGCUCUUCCGUUGCUGGCACGCAACGUGGGGACUCCUCUCCGAACCUAGCAUGCGAUUCAGAAAAGUGGCAGCUCCCAUGUUUGGAAAGAAAACAAGGGCAGCUCCCGGCACAUCCACUGAAUAUCAUUUCCCUUUGCAUAAAUAAAGCUCGGAUUAAGCAGA